UAGGAAAAAAGAAAAAAAUCUAACACUUUGUUUCUAAGCCAGAAGAAGUUAAAUAAGCCAUGGCAAUCCUGACAUUUUGUGAUAGGAAAAAAAUCUAAAACUUUUUCUUUCUAGAAAACCAGAGCAAAGCAAAGCAAAAACAGUCGCUGGCUGGAAACAACUUGGCCCUCCUAACGAAACGAAGAAUCUCGCAUCGGAAUCUGGAAGCACGCGAUGUCAACCUCGAACCAGCACCAGUUCCGAUACACUCAAACCCCUUCCAAGGUGCUCCACCUUCGCAACCUUCCCUGGGAAUGCUCCGAAGAGGAACUCAGAGAGCUCUGCAAACCCUUCGGUAAGAUCAUCAACACCAAGUGCAAUGUCGGCGCCAAUCGCAACCAGGCUUUUGUCGAAUUCGCGGAUCUAAAUCAAGCCAUUUCGAUGGUUUCAUAUUAUGCUUCAUCUUCAGAACCAGCUAUGGUUCGUGGUAAAACUGUUUACAUUCAGUAUUCUAAUAGACAUGAAAUUGUCAACAACAAAAGCCCUGGAGAUAUUCCUGGAAAUGUCUUGCUGGUAACUAUUGAAGGUGUGGAAGCUGGGGAUGUGAGCAUUGAUGUUAUCCAUUUGGUGUUUUCUGCUUUUGGCUUUGUUCACAAAAUUGCUACAUUCGAAAAGACUGCAGGUUUUCAGGCUCUGAUUCAGUUCACUGAUGCUGAGACUGCUUCUUCAGCUCGGGAUGCACUGGAUGGAAGAAGUAUACCAAGAUACCUGCUUCCAGCCCAUGUUGGUUCUUGUAACUUGCGAAUUUCAUAUUCCGCACAUAAAGAUCUGAAUAUCAAAUUUCAGUCAAAUCGCAGCAGGGACUAUACAAAUCCCAUGCUUCCUGUUAAUUAUACCGCUAUUGAGGGGGCAGUACAGACUGCUGUAGGCCCUGAUGGGAAGAGGAAAGAACCUGAGAGCAAUGUGCUUUUGGCUUCCAUUGAAAAUAUGCAGUAUGCUGUUACUGUUGAUGUCCUCCACACGGUGUUCUCUGCAUUUGGUACUGUCCAGAAAAUUGCUAUAUUUGAAAAGAAUGGUCAAACUCAGGCACUAAUUCAGUACCCUGAUAUCAUAACGGCAUCAGCUGCUAGAGAAGCUCUAGAGGGGCAUUGCAUAUAUGAUGGUGGCUAUUGUAAGCUUCAUCUAUCAUACUCUCGUCAUACUGAUCUCAAUGUAAAGGCUUUCAGUGACAAAAGUAGAGAUUAUACAGUGCCGGAUCCUAGUCUGCUUGCAGCACAAGGUCCACCAACAGCUUGGCAAAAUCCUCAGGCUGCAUCUAUGUACCCUGGUAGUGCCCCUGCUUAUCAUACUCAAGUUCCCGGCGGACAAGUGCCAUCAUGGGAUCCAUCCCUGCAGGCAGUUAGACCGAGUUAUGCAUCGGCACCUGGUACUUUUCCUGUUCAAACUGGUGCAGCUCCUCCAAUGCCGUCCUAUGCGCCAGCAUCAGCUAUGCCUGUUGCUUCCUCACCUCAUGCACAAAGCAGCCCCAUGGCUCAUAAUGCAAAUCCAAUGGGAAUUGCUCAGCUCGGGGUUCCACCCAAUGUAAAUUUACAGUCCAGUGGUGCUUCACUUUCAGCGCCUGGUUCCUCACCUCUCAUGCAAACCAGUCAGGCUGCUCAAGGAUUGCUUCAGCCAAAUGCAAGACCUGGUGGUGCUUCACCUUCAGGUCAACAUUAUUAUGGUUAGAAAGUCGGUUUUACUUUUUACAUUACAUGAAUGAAAGGAAAAUGGUUUUGGAGGAGGAAAGAGUGAUAAUAUUAUUACUAAUUUGUUAUUCGGUUGGAAAUUUUAUCAUCAUCAUCAUUAUUGUUUUUUGAAUGAUGAAAAUUUAAUUUGCAAAGAAAGCUUGGAAAUCGUUUAUAUUA
This is a messenger RNA of Glycine soja, 1883 nucleotides long. RefSeq names its product polypyrimidine tract-binding protein homolog 1-like. The record is from RefSeq and is a predicted model, not a curated record. The coding region runs from base 214 to 1704 and encodes 496 amino acids. Gene Ontology annotation, biological process: regulation of RNA splicing. NCBI's taxonomy places the organism in Eukaryota, Viridiplantae, Streptophyta, Magnoliopsida, Fabales, Fabaceae. The transcript is spliced from 10 exons. Gene Ontology annotation, molecular function: mRNA binding. Gene Ontology annotation, cellular component: nucleus.